Messenger RNA from Entamoeba dispar SAW760, 1002 nucleotides. Its product is annotated as casein kinase II subunit alpha, putative. The coding region runs from base 1 to 1002 and encodes 333 amino acids. Gene Ontology annotation, biological process: protein phosphorylation. The record is from RefSeq and is a predicted model, not a curated record. Lineage: Eukaryota; Evosea; Mastigamoebida; Endamoebidae. Gene Ontology annotation, molecular function: protein serine/threonine kinase activity; ATP binding. Gene Ontology annotation, cellular component: cytosol; protein kinase CK2 complex; nucleus. The transcript has a single exon.
AUGUCACAAUGUCCAUCAAAACAUAAUAUUAGUAUAAGUAAAGUAUAUGCAGAUGUGUUAAAAAGUGUUCCAGAAGAAGAAUGGAAUUACGAGAAAGUAAGUAUUGAUUGGGGAUCUCCACAACCGUAUCAAAUAGUGUCAAGGAUUGGAAGAGGAAGAUAUAGUAGUGUAUUUAAAGGAGUUAUGACAGAAGGGUUAUAUCCGUGUGCUAUUAAAUGUCUUAGAUCAAUCAAAGAAGACAGAUUUAAAAGAGAAAUAUUAGUGUUAGAACGAUUAAUUAAUGGGCCAAAUAUAAUUCGAUUAUAUGACUGUGUAAAAGAAGAGGUAACAGGAACCCCAUCAUUAGUAAUGGAAUACAUUCAAAAUACAGAAUUUAAAUUAUUUUAUAAAAAUUUUACACUUAAAGAUACUCAAUAUUAUUUAUAUGAAUUACUUAAAGCGUUACAAUAUGCACAUUCAAAAGGGGUUAUGCAUAGAGAUAUUAAACCAGAUAAUAUUUGUUAUGAUUUAAAUACAAAAAAAUUAAGAAUUAUUGAUUGGGGGUUGGCUGAAUUUUAUCAUCCAGGAAAAGAGUAUAAUGUACGAGUUGCAUCAAGAUAUUAUAAAUCACCAGAAUUAUUAUUAAACAUGCAACAAUAUGAUUAUUCAUUAGAUAUGUGGGGAUUUGGAUGUAUAUUAGGUUCAUUGAUAUUUAAAAAAGAACCAAUUUUUGAAGGUAGAGAUCUUGAUGAUCAAUUACUUCAAAUAGUCCAAUUGUAUGGAACUAACGACUUAAAUAAUUAUAUCAAUAAAUAUAAUUGUAAAGUAGAUUCUUCUCUUCUAUUUACACUUCAAAAUUAUUCUAAAUCUUCAUUUUCAAAGUUUAUUAAUGAAAAUAAUAAAAAUUUUUGUACUGUAGAGGCAUUAGACUUAUUAGAAAAAGUAUUGGUUUUUGAUCAUCAAAAAAGGCUUUCAGCAGAUGAAGCAAUAAACCAUCCAUUUUUUGAAUCAAUUAAGAAAUAA